AUGAAUUUACAUAGUUCGCUAGCUCUAGAUAUUAAAAAUAGCAAAUUGAUUAUUAUUGAUGAGGCCACAAUGAUGACUAAACACGCUUUGCGAUGCAUUGACCGAUUACUUAAAGACAUUAUGAAAAAUUCCCACCCAUUUGGCGGAAAAGUAAUUUUAUUAGGUGGUGAUUUUAGACAGACUUUACCAGUAGUGCCUAAAGGCUCCAAAGUCGAUAUUAUAGAGUCCUGUAUAAAAAGUUCAUAUUUAUGGAGUCAUUUUAAAAUAAUACAUUUGAUUGAUAAUAUGCGCAUUUCAUCAGAUCAAGUUGAUAACAAUGCUUGGUUACUUAAAAUUGGAGAUGGGCUAUCACGCAGCAAUUCUGAUCUUCCUACAAAUAGUGUUAAAAUCCCACCUUAUUUGCUUGAAAAUGAUUCAUUAAUAAAAUGUGUGUAUGGUAAUUCUACUGAAAUUGCUGAUAUAGAUAGUCUUUCUACUAAAAUAAUAUUAACCACCAAAAAUAAAAUUGCACUUACCCUCAACAACGAUAUCAUUAAUAUAAUUUCAGGCCCUAUCAAACAUUAUUAUAGUGCAGAUUCCAUUGAAAGCGAUAAUAAGGAUGAUAUAAUGAAUUUUCCACUAGAAUUUUUGCAUUCACAAACUCCAUCCGGUAUGCCACCUCACAAGCUAACACUUAAGGUUGGUACAAUUGUUAUGCUAUUACGCAACUUGAGCCCAAAGAAAGGACUUUGUAAUGGUACCCGUUUAAUCAUACGACAUUUACAUAUUAAUUUUAAAUACGCUGAGGUAUUGACAGGCACUAAUAAGGGUUAUCGAACGACAGUUUCCUAUAAUUCCCGCUUUUGUGAUUACAAUAAAUAA
Molecule: messenger RNA, 861 nt
Organism: Gordionus sp. m RMFG-2023
Lineage: Eukaryota; Metazoa; Nematomorpha; Gordioida; Chordodea; Parachordodidae
Product: ATP-dependent DNA helicase pif1-like
Exons: 2
Coding region: 1-861 (286 amino acids)
Biological process (GO): telomere maintenance; DNA repair
Molecular function (GO): DNA helicase activity
Source: RefSeq, a predicted model, not a curated record